AUGGAUUGUGAAGGAGCCCGCAUGGGUGCCUGCGGUAUGCUAGAGUUCUGCGGGCGGAUCGAAGAGGCCUGCACCGCCGAAGAACGUGAGUACUACCUUGACGCCCUACCGCAUCUGCAGCAGCAAUUCCGCCGCUUCCGUCUGGAAUCCACUGACGAGCAAUACGAUACGGCCCUAUUGGCAUUCGGGCUCAUUGUCACAUACAUUGGCCUGGGAGAAGAGAGCGUCUUGAACUUUAGUCCCCGCAGGACGAUUGAGGUCUACGGGUUGGAGUUCAGAGACAAACUGCUUGAACUGCAGGGCGUGGGUCGUAUGAGUGAGAGCGAAGAGACCUAG
Anthostomella pinea is the source of this 336-nucleotide messenger RNA. The record is from the annotation of a GenBank genome assembly. Lineage: Eukaryota; Fungi; Ascomycota; Sordariomycetes; Xylariales; Xylariaceae.